CCCUAGAAAGCAUUCCAUUGCGUUUUGUUUUCAUUUUUUUUGCAAGCGUUGUAUUAAGAAGUUGUAAGUCUUAAUCGGUGAUUGUCAGUAACUUCUUUGUACCAACCCCAUAUCAAUUAUUAAAUCUGUAAUUGUCCAUCUCCUGGGUGUCCAUCCACUGCAGUGGGACAACAGGCAAGGAUACAUCCAACAGCUGGGGUGAGAUCCCAAGGCAAACAAAGGAACGCAGCUACACACAAACACGACCGCAAUCACAUCAAUCUCUAGCAUACGCACACUAACGCAGCGAGGGCAAGAGUGAGUGAGAGAGAGAGAGAGAGAGAGAGAAAAUGGGACGCAUAUUUCUGGAGCAUCUGGGAGGCCUGAAGCUCUUCAACUGCGCCCAGUGCCACACGAACCUGACCAACCGCAGCCAACUGAUCAGCACGAGAUUCACUGGGGCGACGGGCCGUGCCUACCUGUUUAAACGCGUGGUCAACCUGACCUUCAGCAACAUCCAGGAGCGUGUCAUGCUCACUGGACGGCACAUGGUGCGCGACGUCAUGUGCAAGAACUGCGGCGCCAAGCUGGGCUGGAUGUACGAGUUCGCCACCGAGGAGUCCCAAAAAUACAAGGAGGGACGCGUCAUCCUGGAGUAUGCAUUGAUCAACGAGGCGGAGGGCUUUCCUGCAGAGGUGCCCACUACGAGCCAUUGAAUCUGAUCGAGAACAGGGCUAGCUGCUGGCAUACCAGUCCAGCCCGCACCGAUCCGCACCCCCGAAGAAACCAUGCAUAAGGCGACUCGAACCGCGCAUAAACCUUAGUAUUGAAUAGCAAGCCGAAGGCGAGGGCUUUUAUAAAUUAAGCCUAAUUAAGAGAACAGAUCAGAUCGCCGUAGUCAAUGAUUGAGCUCCGUGUCUGUGCCCAGAGCGGGCAGCAGCAUCACGACAGAAGACGCACACAUGGCCCUGUCUUAACGUUACUUAAACGUAGUUUUAGGCAUUUAGCACAUAAGCAGCUGCGGCUCCCCUAUUGUAAAACAUACCAUGAGGCUGAACUGCUAUAAGGUUCGGUUCCAGUCGCUGUGGCCCCUCACAAAAGGCAAACCAACCAAACGAUCGAUCCGAACAGAUUACCCAUAAAUAAUCACAUUUGUUUAUUUUUUUAAACGAGAUCUCUAGCCCGUAAAUAAAUCAACAAUAAAUAAAGCACACUGAUUCAACGAAUAUUACAACAA
Molecule: messenger RNA, 1216 nt
Organism: Drosophila obscura
Lineage: Eukaryota; Metazoa; Arthropoda; Insecta; Diptera; Drosophilidae
Gene: Yippee
Product: protein yippee
Exons: 4
Coding region: 330-695 (121 amino acids)
Source: RefSeq, a predicted model, not a curated record